ACUCAGGCCAAACUAAUCCGAAGUGUCCAUUUUCUAUGCGUGACCAUUGGAGUUAUUUUGAAAUCUUUAAACAACGGUCCACUAAGCCCCACUCCUUGCGCCAUUGAUCAUGCAUGAAAUCUGUCCUUUUCCUCUUCACUAUAUAUAUAUAUACACACACAAACAGAGCAAAAAUACAAGUGUAGGUUUCAGUCAUUUCCCCCCUAAAAGAAUGGAAAUUGAAGCGGAUGAAUCAUUUAAGAAGGCCGGAGCUAUUCCAUUUAAAUGGGAAAUCCGACCCGGAGUACCCAAGCUCCAACUUUCACACCAGCAACCAAUAUCACCAUCGCCGGAUCAACAGUACCUUCCAUUAACCAAACUGGACGGUACACAACAAGUAGCUGAGAAUAAUCAGAGCCGUCCAAUUCCACAAAUUACCCCACGUAGGCUGAAACCUCCACCGGCAGCUGAUUUCAAUUUCCAACAACCAAUUGCAGAGCCCCGGACCCGAUCCAAAAGGCACGUGCUGAAUCUGCUAACCCGACCCGUUACGGGAGUUGCCUCAGAUGGGUGCUUCCCGUCUCCCAUGCUGAGGCGAGCAACGGAGAAGAAUACGAAGAUAAGCCACAAGACUGGGCCCGAACCCGAUUACUUGUCGGACCUAGAGACAGUUUCUCGAUGGUCCGUGUCGAGCCGAAAGUCUAUUUCUCCUUUUCAUGAUUCACUUUCCUCUUCGUUUUCCUCACGUGAGUCGUCGCCCCGACGGCCAGUGAGCGAUGCUGAUUGGGUUGGUUUUGCUCUCUUUUAGAACCAACACAUUAUCUCUAUAUUUCUUUCUUUUGCCUUUACUUUCAUCACAAAAGGUUAUUUGAGAUUGUGGCAUAGUUUAAAUUUGAGAGUCAAAUAACUUAAUUGUCUGUCA
Messenger RNA from Solanum dulcamara, 901 nucleotides. RefSeq lists its product as uncharacterized. The transcript has a single exon. The record is from RefSeq and is a predicted model, not a curated record. Lineage: Eukaryota; Viridiplantae; Streptophyta; Magnoliopsida; Solanales; Solanaceae. Bases 110 to 787 code for a protein of 225 amino acids.